Messenger RNA from Mus caroli (Ryukyu mouse), 1964 nucleotides. RefSeq lists its product as uncharacterized. The record is from RefSeq and is a predicted model, not a curated record. Gene Ontology annotation, cellular component: PcG protein complex; chromatin; transcription regulator complex. Gene Ontology annotation, molecular function: RNA polymerase II cis-regulatory region sequence-specific DNA binding; DNA-binding transcription factor activity, RNA polymerase II-specific. Gene Ontology annotation, biological process: regulation of transcription by RNA polymerase II. Lineage: Eukaryota; Metazoa; Chordata; Mammalia; Rodentia; Muridae.
GCUGAGCAGGUUUGAGUGGUCCUGUGUGACGUGCUCCCUGUCUUGCGGCUGAUGCUGUGAAGCGCGCUCAGGCAAGCUCCGAAGUUGUGAUAUGGAUGCAGUGACCUAUGAUGAUGUGCAUGUAAACUUGACUCAAGAAGAAUGGGCUUUGCUGGAUCCUUCACAGAAGUGUCUCUACAAAGAUGUGAUGCUGGAGACCUAUAAGAACCUCACAGCUAUAGGCUACAAUUGGGAAUACCAUAACAUUGAAGAACAUUGUCAAAGUUCUAGAAGACAUGGAAGGUAUGAAAGAAGUCAUACUGGAGAGAAACACUCUGAAUACACUCAAUGUGGUAAAGCCUUUGCAUUUCACAGUUAUCCUCAAAGGCAUGAAAGAAUUCAUACUAGAGAGAAAUCCUAUGAAGGUAUUCAAUAUGAUGAAGCCUUGGUACAUCACAGUAAUCUCCAAACACAUAAAAGAACACAUCCUAAAGAGAAACCCUACAAAUGCAAUCGAUGUGAUAAAGCCUAUUCACAACAUAGUCAUCUCCAAAGACAUAAAAGAAAACACACUGGAGAGAAACCUUAUGAAUGUAAGCAAUGUGGCAAAGCCUUUGCAUACCAUUCUGAACUUCGGAGUCAUGAAAGAAUUCAUACUGGAGAGAAACCCUACAAAUGUAAUCAAUGUGGUAAAGCCUUUGCACAUCAUUGUAAUCUUCGAGUGCAUAAAAUAAUACAUACUGGAGAGAAGCCCUACAAAUGCAAUCAGUGUGAUAAAGCCUAUUCACAACACUGUAAUCUCCAAAUACAUAAAAGUACACAUACUGGAGAGAAGUCCUAUAAAUGUAAUCAAUGUGAUAAAGCCUUUGUAUAUUAUGGUUAUCUUCAAAGACAUAAAACAACACACACUGGAGAGAAACCUUACAAAUGUAAUCUAUGUGGUAAAGCCUUUGCAUCUCAUCGUUAUCUCCAAGUACAUAGAAGAACACAUACUGGAGAGAAACCCCAUGAAUGUAAUCAAUGUGGUAAAGCCUUUGUAUAUCAUGAUCAUCUUCAAAUACAUAAAAGAACACAUACUGGAGAGAAACCCUAUGAAUGUAAUCACUGUGGUAAAACCUUUGCAGCCCAUCGUUAUCUCCAAGUACAUAAAAGAACACAUACUGGAGAGAAACCCUAUGAAUGCAAUCAAUGUGGUAAAUCCUUUGCAUCUCAUAGUUAUCUCCAAGUACAUAAAAGAACACAUACUGGAGAGAAACCCUAUGAAUGCAGUCAGUGUGAUAAAGCUUUUGCAUAUCCUGGUUAUCUCCAAGUACAUAAAAGAACACAUACUGGAGAGAAACCAUAUGAAUGCAAUCAAUGUGGUAAAGCCUUUGCAGGUCAGAAUGUUCUUAAAAGACAUGAAAAAAUUCAUACUGGUGAGAAACCUUACAUAUGUAAUGAAUGUGGUAAAGCCUUUGUGAGUAACACUAGUCUCCAAAUACAUAAAGCAACACAUACUGGAGAGAAGCCUUAUGAAUGUAAGCAAUGUAGUAAAUCCUUUGCCUCUAAUGGCCAACUUCAAAGUCAUGAAAUAAUUCACACUGGAGAGAAACCCUACAAAUGUAAUGGAUGUGAUAAAGCCUAUUCACGACACAGUCAUCUCCAAAGACAUAAAAGAACACAUACUAUGACUGUAACCAAUGUGUUAGAGCCUUUACAGGUCACAGUGAUCUUCAAAGGUGUGGAAGUUUGAAUAUUCUUGGCCCAUGGCAAGUGGCACUAUUAGGAGUUGUGGCCUUCUUUGAGGAAGUGGAUCACUAUGGCAGUGGGCUUUGAGAUCCUAUGCGUGAGCCCCUCCCAGGGCAGAAGAGUCUUCUGGCUGCCUUCUAAUUAAGAUGUAAAACUCUCAGCUCCUCCAGCUCCUCCAAUGUCUGCUGGACACUACUAUUCUUUCCACCUUAAUGAUAAUAGACUGAACCUCUGAAUCUGUACAGAACCCUCAAAUA